This is a messenger RNA of Westerdykella ornata, 1390 nucleotides long. RefSeq names its product P-loop containing nucleoside triphosphate hydrolase protein. Gene Ontology annotation, biological process: DNA-templated DNA replication; DNA repair. The coding region runs from base 119 to 1297 and encodes 392 amino acids. The record is from RefSeq and is a predicted model, not a curated record. Gene Ontology annotation, cellular component: Ctf18 RFC-like complex; nucleus; DNA replication factor C complex. The transcript has 3 exons. NCBI's taxonomy places the organism in Eukaryota, Fungi, Ascomycota, Dothideomycetes, Pleosporales, Sporormiaceae. Gene Ontology annotation, molecular function: DNA clamp loader activity; ATP hydrolysis activity; ATP binding.
CCCAAGUGGUGAAUAUCCGUCUUCGACUUAUUGCGCAGUAACUCUGGGUUGUACUCGCAAAAGCUACACCUGAGGUUUAAUUGCUUCUCUUUGCUUCAGAUUACGGAUAUACGGCGCCAUGUCGGACUAUGAGGACGAGAUGGACAUCGAUGCGCCCGUGCCGGACAAGUCUAUCAAGUUUGGUGGAGAGGUCAGUAAGGGAAAGAGGAGCGCCGCGAAUCUACCGGUCCAAGCAGAAGACUCUCUUCCAUGGGUGGAGAAGUACCGACCGAGCUCGCUGGACGAUGUUGAAGGACACAAGGAUAUAAUAGCGACCAUCAACAAGUUCGUUGACACAAAUAGAUUACCCCAUCUUCUCCUUUACGGGCCUCCAGGAACCGGCAAAACCUCCACCGUCCUCGCACUCGCCCGUCGUAUCUACGGCGUCCACAACAUGCGGCAGAUGGUCCUCGAGCUGAACGCAUCCGACGAUAGGGGUAUCGAGGUAGUCCGUGAACAAAUCAAGACCUUCAGCAGCACCAAACAGAUCUUCUCGGCCGCCCCCAAGCCGGGCGACUCUGCGCUGGCGACCUUCAAACUCAUUAUACUAGACGAAGCCGAUGCCAUGACCGCCACCGCGCAAAUGGCCCUGCGCCGUAUUAUGGAAAAAUAUACAGCCAACACACGCUUCUGCAUCAUAGCAAACUAUACGCACAAACUGUCUCCUGCACUGCUGUCCCGUUGCACACGAUUCCGCUUCUCGCCGCUCAAGUACGCGGAUAUCCGCAAUCUAGUGGACAGAGUCAUAGAAGAAGAGCACGUGAAAAUCGAGCCCGACGCCGUCGACGCCCUCGUCACCCUCAGCAAAGGUGACAUGCGCCGCGCGCUGAACGUUAUGCAAGCCUGCCACGCCUCCAGCACCCCGCUCCAACCGCCUGGGCAACCGGUGCCCGACCCGGCCACCAUCGAACGCGACACCAUCACAUUGAAUACCAUAUACGACUGCAUUGCUGCGCCUAAUCCAGAGGAUAUUGAACGCAUAAUGAUCACAAUGUUGCAUUCAUCCGAUAUAACACAGUGCUUAAGAGUGAUCAACAAUCUGAAGACGUUGAAGGGUCUUGCAUUGGCGGAUAUAUUGACGGCCUUGAGCGAAGAGCUGGUGAAACAUGAGGUCAAGGACGAGACAACGAUUACGUGGUUAGCAGGGCUUGCGGAUAUCGAGUAUAGACUUAGCGGUGGAGGGAGUGAGGCUAUCCAGACUGGAGCCAUGAUAGGCGUCGUCAGAACGGGGGUCGAGCUUCUCGAGAAGGAAAAUUGAGCGAGUGGACGGUACCUCAUGAUUCGAAUGCAUAUCUAGUCGGCGUUUAGGGCGAUUCUCGGGAGCUUGGAAAUGCAAUAAUCUGAUACCCCC